Molecule: messenger RNA, 1872 nt
Organism: Pseudoliparis swirei
Lineage: Eukaryota; Metazoa; Chordata; Actinopteri; Perciformes; Liparidae
Product: CD9 antigen-like
Exons: 8
Coding region: 104-1033 (309 amino acids)
Cellular component (GO): membrane
Source: RefSeq, a predicted model, not a curated record
GAAGAAGAAGUAGAGGGACCGCGAGCGCCGCCAACAAGUCACGCGACGUCUACAUGUACAAUAUAACUCCGAACUCAAGAGGUUGCAGCGUGUUCGUGCGCGCAUGCGUGUAUAUUUAAGGGGUAACCUAAACUGUUUUCUACACCUCCACAGACUUCACGAGGACAACCAGCCGCUCCUCCUCUUCAUCAUCAUGGCUCUAGAUGGAUGUGGCCUCUUCUGCAAAUACACCCUCUUCAUUUUCAACCUCCUCUUUGCGGUGGUGGGGUUCGCCUUCUUGGGCAUCGGCCUGUGGCUGAGGUUCAGCGAUGGCACCAGGGGCAUCUUCGAGAUAGAGGCCCUGGACUCCAGUGCCUUUGUGACGGCGGUGAGCAUCCUGAUCGCUCUGGGCGCGGUGAUGCUGGUCGUGGUGGUGUUCGGGGACUACGGGGCCUGCAGUGAGAAAAGAUGUGCUCUGCAAGUGUUCUGCAUCCUCGUGACCAUUCUGGCGGUGGCUGACGUUGCUGUCGGCGUGGUUGGUUUUAACAAUAAGGAUUCGGUUGGAGCGCACAUCGUGGAGUUCUACGCCAGCAUGUACGCUCUGUAUGUGACGGGCGGAGACCCGGUCAUUGGUGUCACCCUCCGGUUCAUCCACAAUCUGCUUCACUGCUGUGGCGUGACCGGGUUCACGGCGUUGGAGUUGGUUAGCGACACCUGUCCUCCACCAGAGGGUUUCUUUGAGAAAUUCAAGAUGCCUGGUUGUACUACGAUCAUCCUCAGCGUCUUUGACAGCAAAGCAGAGCUGAUGUUGGGCAUCUUCAUUGGCACUGGCGCUCUCUUGAUCGUCGCUCUGGUUUGCAGCGCGAUCCUUUGCAAAAAGAUCCGUCGGUGCAGCUCUUCUUUUCAGAGCAUCGCCAUGACUCAAGGCACCGCCAUCAUGGCUGUCCCUCCGCAUGGAAUAGUCUCCUCCUCCUACCCCACCCCCUGCCUUUACCCCGACCCAGUGGUCUUCACCCCUCUCUCUGUGGCCAAGGUCCCGUUGGUUCAGCCCUAGUCUGCUUGUCUUCUGGUGUCUGUGUCUUGGUUUGAUACGAAGCUCUUGCAUAUAAUCUGUUUCUACUCCAUUCUCUUCUUGUCCCGUCUCUGCAUGGCGCCUCCUGCUCGCCGUGAAAGAAAAAUCCACCUUUAUAUUUUUAAAAAAUGACAAUCUUUUGGAACCGUUGUUUUUGAAUUAUUUGCCUAUUAGCACAGCUACUGUGGGCAACAGAUGCUUUCAAAUUCCCGGAGCAAUUAUUUUCCAUAAACCCUCCUGUUACCUUUAUAUUUACUAACAUAUUUUACCCUUGAGGUCAAUAUGACCCCAGCUAUUAAAAUCUCCAGAAAAUUAUUAGAAUUAAUAUUGUUUUCCAAGUUUAAGUGUGAGGUACUUUAUGUUUGUUUGUUGACUCCCGAAAGAACACCGACAUUAAACAUUGAAUCGGGUCAAAUUGACCCGAAGGCGACAGGAGGGUUAAAUAUUGAAUCGGGUCAAAAUGACCCGAAGGCAACACAAGGGUUAAGCAGAUACUUCUCAAUUCUGCAUCACGAAGCUACAUAAAACAUUAAUUGUAAAAAAUAAAAGUUGCGUAAGCUGUGUGUCUACAGGUAAAGAAUACUUACCCAAGGUUGGAUUUUAUUUUUUACAUUCCUCACGCUGCGCACCGACUCACUGUGGCUGGUUUAACCCUGAAGCCGGUUGCUCACUGCACCGCCCUUUUGUCCCACCCCCACCUUUCACUUCCUCCCGUGUCUGCACCACAGGUCACGGCCCUGGUCUGCACCGUCAUCCUCCUGAAACAGACCAAGAGAGACCAGCAGGCGGUCACCGCAUACUACACCACCGUGUACUAACGG